AUGAGUCGAUUGCGAAUUGGAAGAGAUAGUCGCCGUUACUGUUCUCGAUUGGGGCUAGCUGGGCCUGGGCCUGGGCCUGGGCGGCCCGAUCAAGGGAUCUUUGGACUGCGUUGGCUAGACGUUGAGUGGGGGAGAGGGAAGGGUCGUAGAGAGGGGAUAAAACGGAGUCCCUGUGAAUUAGAGUCACCAGUACUCAUGCUCACGCUCAUGAAGAGGAGGGAGAACAUCAAAGAUACUAUUAUGAGAUUAGUAAUCCCUAACCCGUCUAGUUCAACUGAGGGAGGAAUAUGUAAACAGCAUGGGUCUCAUCCUAGGAUGCAACCUUCGAGCACUACUCAUUUGAUACUCUCUAAAGCAGUUAAAGACAGGUACCCCACUGAACUUAUCAACAACAAGGAAUUGGAAGUUUCUAAAUCCAGGACCUCCCCACAUCAGUUCAACAUUAGCAAAGGAGAUAUUCUAAUGACACCACAGCCUCUUACCAGAACAUGGAAAAGGGUAGGGACUAAAGAGGGCAGACUUCAGAGACAAAAUGAUGGCAUU
Messenger RNA from Striga asiatica, 543 nucleotides. The record is from the annotation of a GenBank genome assembly. Lineage: Eukaryota; Viridiplantae; Streptophyta; Magnoliopsida; Lamiales; Orobanchaceae.